AUGAUAGUCGAAAAAUUAAAUAAUAAAAACUUUUUUUUUAAUUAUUUUACAUUUACUCUUUCAGUAUGUACGUGGCAAUAUUUUGAUCAGUUAACUGUCUUUGGUUCAUCAUUAGAUAAUCAGUGUAACAAUGGCUGCCAUUUAGAUACAAAUAUUAUAAGAUCAUUACGUAUAGAGAGAAAUGUAAAUUCAUCAUUAAAAGGUAGAAUAUUAGCAUCAGAAGAUGAUUUUAGUCUAUAUAAUUAUAAUUAUGAUAAUUUUGAUAGCGAUUAUAUUGAUUUUGAAGCGUUAUAUAAUCAGGCAAGAAUAAAUUUAUAUAGGAGAGGAAAUAAAAAAUCAUUAUUAAAAUCUACUGUUACAGGUUUUACGAAAUAUGACAAACAGUAUGAGAAAUAUGUAAUGAAUACAUUUUUCAGAAAUGAUAAAGAAUUUUUAAGAGGCAAAGAUAAUUUUUUAUAUGUUGCUAAGAAUUUUUUUAAAGUUAUUACUCCAAUUCUAGUAGGGUUUAUGUACUUUAUUCUAAGUAGUCAGUUAUUUUCAUCGCCAUUUUUUUGUAUAGUGAUACCACUUUUAUUUUUUAUAGUAACAGUAGUAUAUACUCUGAAAAAAAUAGCCAAAUGUUAUGUUAAAGGACUAAGCGAUGAAAAAAAAUAUAUGUUAAUAAAAAGGCUAGAGAAGGAAUAUUUUUAA
Messenger RNA from Plasmodium malariae, 690 nucleotides. RefSeq names its product Plasmodium exported protein, unknown function. The coding region runs from base 1 to 690 and encodes 229 amino acids. The transcript is spliced from 2 exons. Lineage: Eukaryota; Apicomplexa; Aconoidasida; Haemosporida; Plasmodiidae. The record is from RefSeq and is a predicted model, not a curated record.